Oenanthe melanoleuca is the source of this 2064-nucleotide messenger RNA. It is a transcript of the gene NRG2, whose product is annotated as neuregulin 2. Gene Ontology annotation, molecular function: signaling receptor binding. Gene Ontology annotation, biological process: nervous system development; animal organ development; intracellular signal transduction. The transcript has 11 exons. NCBI's taxonomy places the organism in Eukaryota, Metazoa, Chordata, Aves, Passeriformes, Muscicapidae. Bases 65 to 1945 code for a protein of 626 amino acids. The record is from RefSeq and is a predicted model, not a curated record.
AGUCGUGGGGCAUAUAGAUCUGGUGUGGACUGUCUUUUCCUGAGACUGUAAACACUUGUGCAGAAUGUCCGAGAGCAAGAAAAAAGGGAAAGGAAAGAGCAAAAAGAACAAAGAAGGGAAAAAAGGGGAAAGAGAACCUGACCCAGGAAAAGCUGUUCCUCCCAAACUGAAGAAACUGAAAAGCCCAAAUGUUCAUGUGGGUGAGAAGAUUUCCCUGAAAUGUGAGGCGACUGCUGGAAACCCUCAGCCAUCCUACAAGUGGUUUAAAGAUGGGAAAGAGCUGAAGAAGAGCAAAGACAUCCGGAUCAAGUAUGGGAAUGGGAAAAAGAUUUCCAGACUGCAGUUCAACAAGGUGAAGCUGGAAGAUGCUGGGGAGUACAGCUGCGAAGCCGAGAACGUUUUAGGGAAAGACACCGCAAAAGGCAGCCUGAAUGUGAAAAGUGGAACAACGAAAGCACCACAAGUCUUACCAGCCUCAGAAACUAAAAUAGUUGUUAUGGAAGAAGAGUUAACCACAACUCUCUCCUCCUGGUCCGGGCACGCCAGAAAAUGCAACGAAACAGCCAAGUCCUAUUGUGUCAAUGGAGGGGUGUGCUACUACAUCGAGGGGAUUAAUCAGCUGUCGUGCAAAUGUCCAAAUGGAUUCUUCGGACAGAGAUGUUUGGAGAAACUGCCUUUGCGAUUGUACAUGCCAGAUCCUGGGCAAAAAGCAGAGGAGCUCUACCAGAAGAGGGUUUUAACCAUCACGGGAAUCUGUGUUGCCUUGCUCGUGGUGGGCAUCGUCUGUGUGGUAGCUUACUGUAAAACCAAGAAACAAAGAAAACAGAUGCACAACCACUUGCGGCAGAACAUGUGUCCUGCUCAUCAGAACCGGAGCCUUGCGAACGGGCCAAGCCAUCCACGUUUGGAUCCUGAGGAAAUCCAGAUGGCUGAUUAUAUUUCUAAGAAUGUUUCUGCCACCGAGCACGUGAUCCGAAGGGAAACAGAGACAACCUUUUCGGGAAGUCACUCCUGCUCCCCAUCUCACCACUGCUCCACAGCCACUCCAACAUCCAGCCAGAGACACGAAAGCCACACCUGGAGCCUGGAGCGAACAGAGAGCCUGACUUCAGACUCGCAGUCUGGGAUCAUGCUGUCCUCGGUGGGAACCAGCAAGUGCAACAGCCCCGCGUGCGUGGAGGCGCGGGCUCGGCGCGGGGCCACCUUCUGCAUCGAGGAGCAGCGCAGGCCCACCACGCAGUACCGCGACUCCGUGGAUUCCCUGCGGGACUCGCCCCACAGCGAGAGGUACGUGUCGGCCCUGACCACACCAGCACGCCUGUCGCCCGUUGACUUCCACUACUCGAUGACCACGCAGGUGCCCACCUUCGAGAUCACCUCCCCGAACUCGGCGCACGCCGUGUCCCUGCCGCCGGCGGCCCCCAUCAGCUUCCGCGUGGAGGAGCAGCAGCCCCUCCUGCGGCGCUACCAGCUCCCCUUCCAGGACACGCAGAGGUACGACAGCUACUACCAAAGGAAGACCUACCUAAACGACAGCAUGGGGAGCCUGCCCUCCAGCCCCUUCCGCAUCACAGAGGACGACGAGUACGAGACGACGCAGGAGUACGUCACAGCGCUAGAGCAGCCAAAGAAAACAGCCAGCAGCAACAGGCGGUGGAAAAAAUCCAAACUGAACGGGCACAUCCCUCACAGAGCCAGAGCCGUCCGGGACUCCUUCUCCUUGAGCAGCGCCUCUUACAGCGAGUCUGACGAGGAGCUGGUGGCCGAGAGCACCCCGUUCCUUAGCACUCAGAACAAUGAGGCGGCGCACGGCGAGUCGCCGCCGCCGCACCGGCCGGGCGACGGCCGGACUCACUACUCGUGCCGCGGGCACGGCGCGCACGGCGAGGGCGGCCGCGGCAGCCUGGGGCACGCGGCGCCCAAAGCGGACCCCGACCCUCUCUAGGCGCCCCCCGCGCCGCCACCCGCACGGAGGAGGCCGAGGCGAGGCGGGCAAAACCACGCGGAGCGAAACGAAACGGAAGAAAAAAAAAAAAAAAAAACAAAACCGGAAAAAAAAAAUAA